This is a messenger RNA of Westerdykella ornata, 1337 nucleotides long. RefSeq lists its product as uncharacterized. The record is from RefSeq and is a predicted model, not a curated record. The transcript is spliced from 2 exons. The coding region runs from base 45 to 1337 and encodes 430 amino acids. NCBI's taxonomy places the organism in Eukaryota, Fungi, Ascomycota, Dothideomycetes, Pleosporales, Sporormiaceae.
CAGCACCUCCUCCACACGAUCCGCUCGGCGGCCCUCCAGAGACGAUGAAGCCCGCAAUACGGCCUCUGCGGGCGCCUUCACGGCCCAUUUGCCAAUUCUGCGAUCAUCUCCUCCAACAGCCAGCAUACCGCCGAGCUUUUCUCACGACAUCCAGUCUCAAGAUCCCCUCAAUACGGCGACCAUUGACGCGGCAGCAUGGCGCAUUCGCGGCGACACCUGCCAGGGGAUUUUCAGCUGUCCAUAAAGUUCAAGAGGUGGAACCAGAGAUUGAGAGACCGGAGUCGAGCGAUCUCAGUCUGGCCGCAAGGCUGAAGCGUGUAGAGGAUCACAUCGACGCCAUCCACAACACACCUCGAGUGCAGGAUGAAGCAAUCAUCCUGCUUGCCUUGUCCGAGCUCGAAACCAUUGCCAGAAUGGCCAUCGCCGCCCGCGCAGGCCAACCACGCGGCGCAAAGCUGAACCUCCGCCAGAGCUCGGCAGCCUCCGUACUGUCCAUCGCCGCUGAGGACACUGAAGAACAACAAGCAGCCAAAGCCGGAGCAUCCAAGAGUGAUGGCCUCCCCUCUCCAGCCUACCUCUCCGAACUCGCCCUCGACCUCAUAAGAGACGAAAAGGUCUUCCUCUCCCGAACCGUCCUCUCCAAAUACGUCGACCUCCAACGCCUGCUCGGCGCCCCCCGCCAAAUCCCAGAAGCCCUCUACCUCUACGCCAACAAACCCAUCCCCAUCGCCGGCUCCAAACCCCCGCAAUUCAAAAAGCAAUCCCCAAAAAGCUACAAGGCCGCCGUCCCCAAGGAGACCGCCGAAAAGGCCCUCGACGCCGCCAUCGACGCAAAAGACAUGGUCCUCGCCCUCACGGUCGUGGACCACACGUACUGCGCCCCGGCGUGGAAAACGUACAAAUGGCUCACAAAGUUCGCGCCGCCGGCGGCGAUCGCCUCCACGCUGCCAUUCCUGGCGUACUUCAUCGCGUCGGAAUGGUCCAUCUACUCUGGCUACGUGAGCCCGACGCUCUUCAAGUGGUACUCGUUCGCGGGCUUCAUGGUCUACUUUGGCGGCACGGGCACGCUCGGCUACGUCGCCUUGACGACGUGGAAUGACCAUUUUGAGCGCGUGGUUUGGCAGCCGGGGACGCCGCUGUUGCAGCGGUGGAUGAGGGAGGAUGAGCGCGGCGCGUUGGAUAAGAUUGCUUGUGCGUGGGGGUUCAAGGAGACGUGGAAGUGGGGGGAUGAGGAGGGCGAGGAUUGGGAGGGGUUGAGGCAGUGGUGCUUUUUGAGGAAGAUGUGGUUGGAUAAGCCGGAUUUGAUGCCUGGUAUGAAUCCGCCCAUGGUGGAUUAG